GGGGAGAGCAACGCUGAGGGAGCAGGGCGGCAGGGCUGCUUGCUGAGCAGGAGGGAUCAGACGGGAAUCUCUUUAAUUUAUUGCUUGCUGAGUGUUCUGUCUGGUGAAAGUCAUGUCAUCCAUAUUGCCAUUCACUCCACCAGUUGUGAAGAGACUUCUGGGGUGGAAAAAAUCUGCUGGUGGCUCUGGAGGGGCUGCUGGUAGUGAGCAGAAUGGUCAGGAUGAAAAGUGGUGUGAAAAAGCCGUGAAAAGCUUGGUCAAGAAGCUAAAGAAAACAGGACAGCUGGAUGAACUUGAGAAGGCAAUUACCACUCAGAAUUGCAGUACAAAAUGUGUGACAAUUCCAAGAUCUCUCGAUGGCCGUCUACAGGUAUCUCAUCGUAAAGGAUUACCACAUGUUAUUUACUGUCGUUUGUGGCGUUGGCCAGAUCUUCACAGUCACCAUGAACUUAAAGCAAUUGAAAACUGUGAAUAUGCUUUUAAUCUUAAAAAAGAUGAAGUAUGUGUAAACCCUUACCACUACCAGAGGGUGGAGACACCAGUCUUGCCUCCUGUACUAGUGCCACGGCACACUGAGAUUCUAACAGAACUGCCACCUCUUGAUGACUAUACCCAUUCCAUUCCUGAAAACACUAACUUUCCAGCUGGAAUUGAACCACAGAGCAAUUACAUACCAGAAACACCACCUCCAGGAUAUAUCAGUGAAGAUGGAGAAACAAAUGACCAGCAGUUAAACCAAAGCAUGGAUACAGGAUCUCCAGCAGAGCUGUCUCCUAGUAGUCUUUCUCCAGUUAAUCAUAGCCUGGACUUGCAACCAGUUACUUACUCGGAGCCUGCAUUUUGGUGUUCAAUAGCAUAUUAUGAAUUGAAUCAGAGAGUGGGAGAAACCUUCCACGCAUCCCAGCCUUCUCUGACUGUAGAUGGCUUUACAGAUCCAUCAAAUUCAGAACGAUUUUGUCUAGGUUUGCUUUCCAACGUAAACAGGAAUGCUACAGUGGAAAUGACAAGGCGACACAUAGGAAGGGGUGUACGUCUCUAUUACAUUGGUGGAGAAGUUUUUGCUGAGUGCUUAAGUGAUAGCGCAAUUUUUGUUCAGAGCCCCAACUGUAAUCAAAGAUAUGGCUGGCAUCCUGCAACUGUGUGCAAAAUUCCACCAGGAUGCAACCUAAAAAUCUUUAAUAACCAAGAAUUUGCUGCUCUUCUGGCUCAAUCUGUGAAUCAAGGUUUUGAAGCAGUUUAUCAGCUUACUAGAAUGUGUACCAUAAGAAUGAGUUUUGUUAAAGGAUGGGGAGCUGAAUACAGGCGGCAAACAGUAACAAGCACUCCUUGCUGGAUUGAACUUCAUCUGAAUGGACCUCUACAAUGGUUGGACAAAGUAUUGACUCAGAUGGGCUCCCCUUCAGUACGCUGCUCCAGCAUGUCGUAAAACUCCUUCCUCUGUUACCAGUGGGCUAAAUAUCAAGGCUAAUCAACAGACAAUAUAAAACCUCGUUUGUCAUAGUAUUUGUGUGUGGUCCCCAUGAACUGUUUACUAUCUAAAAAGGUUUUUAAAAAAGAAAAAAAAAGAAAAA
Melospiza melodia melodia is the source of this 1571-nucleotide messenger RNA. Its product is annotated as mothers against decapentaplegic homolog 2-like. Gene Ontology annotation, biological process: anatomical structure morphogenesis; cell differentiation; transforming growth factor beta receptor signaling pathway. The transcript is spliced from 10 exons. The record is from RefSeq and is a predicted model, not a curated record. Gene Ontology annotation, cellular component: heteromeric SMAD protein complex. Lineage: Eukaryota; Metazoa; Chordata; Aves; Passeriformes; Passerellidae. The coding region runs from base 113 to 1426 and encodes 437 amino acids. Gene Ontology annotation, molecular function: RNA polymerase II cis-regulatory region sequence-specific DNA binding; DNA-binding transcription factor activity, RNA polymerase II-specific; I-SMAD binding.